AUAGCUACGAAUACGGUGUGGCGCUGCCGAUCAAUUGCAGUGACGUCAAAAUUGACAACAGAAAAAUUACACAAGUUACCCUUGUUUCAUAAGAUUAUAAGAAGGAUUUUCAUCGUAAGUUGAAUUUUAAACAUAUGCUGCCGCAUACAGAUCGAUCAAUUCUGCCCGAUCUGUCGUAGAAAUUGUGGAUCGGUGUUAUAAUAGUUGACUGACGCAAUUCGUACAUUUCCCGAUACAACCUUUCAAUAAUAUAUCGUUACCUUUUUAAACACAGAGCUUUCACCUACUAACACAAAGAAAUUAUGGAUUCCCUUUUAAAUACAAAUGUGACAUUGGUCGUUAAGGCACCGAAUCAGAAAAUAGCCGAUCAGACGGUAGAAUGCGCAAUAGAAUGGACAGUUAAACAAUUGAAGAGACACUUAUCAGAAGUCCACCCUAGUAAACCCAAUGAAGAUAACCAAAAGUUGAUUUAUUCCGGAAAAUUAUUACCCGACAAUGUUUUACUCAAAGAUAUAUUAAAAGAAGAUAACGAAGAACAAAUUCAGCAUACAGUACAUCUAGUUUGUUCGAACCCAUCACCCGUCCCUCAAAGAAUACCACCUACAUCAGAUAUUAGGAAUGAAAAUGGACCAUAUAGAAGGAAACAAUCUAUGUCGGCUACAGCACCCUCAUCUACAACCCCAACUCCAGCUCCAAUAUCAGCACCAGAAUUUAAUCAAUUCAGUCAGUUAAAUUGGCCUUACAAUCCAGAGCAAAUGAUGUGGUUACAGCAAAUUUAUACACAGCAAUGGAAUCAGAUGAUGUCGCAGUAUUAUCAAGAACAAUCUCUUCCCUCUGCUCUUCCUGCUGAGGGUACGACGACUGCUACUUCGGCGGGACUUCCCCCUCCUCAGCAACCACAACCUGAAGCUGCCCAAGAACCUGAACCGGUUAGAAUGAAUGCUGGACCAGGGGCCGCUGCUGCGGAAGAUGAUGAAUUUGAAAAUCGAGAUUGGCUUGAUAAAUUAUAUACUCUAUGCAGAAUAGCCAUAUUCCUGGCUAUAAUCUACUACUACUCCAACUUUCAACGUUUCGCUCUGUUUUUAACAUUGGCCCUCGUUUUUUAUGUGUAUCAUAUCGGCUGGUUAAGACCCCAACGACGCCUCAAUCGAGAGUCUCCGAGACCGGAACAAGACGGUCAACAGCCGGCUGAAGACAAUCGUUUAGUCUCUAUCUUUCGGAUGUUUACUACUUUUGUCAUAAGCUUUGUCAUGUCAAUUUUUCCAACAGCUGACGUUGGAGCAAACUAG
Molecule: messenger RNA, 1289 nt
Organism: Dimorphilus gyrociliatus
Lineage: Eukaryota; Metazoa; Annelida; Polychaeta; Dinophilidae
Source: the annotation of a GenBank genome assembly